GAACGCCACCCCCGUUUUCCUGCAGUUUUUUCCAUUUUCAGGGAAAUGGGCAUAGGGUCCUACAGGAAGUGGACAUCUUGUGAGGGAGGGGCCCCGCGGGUCCCCAGCAAAUUACAAAGAUGAUUGGAUCUCAGCUACUCCUGGCCUGUCCUUGCCUAUCCACAUAUUUCCAGAAGUCCACAAGUGUUUUUUUGUUUGUAUGUUUUUUCUCGUUUUCCUCAAUAACUGACCAGCUUAUGUCUGGUGAGUACCACGAUGGAGCUAAGCUCUGCUGGCUUUGGCCGCCUAAUGCUUGCUCUCUUUGUCUCUAUGGUAUUACGUUUCAUAAGGACGGUUUCCCACCGCACUCCACAACCAGAAACGACUAAGGAGCAACAACCAGAUAGGCCUCUGCACAAGCAGAGCUGUACAGGCAGUGGGGAGGCCGUUGGGACUGGGUGCCCACCGUGAGGCUGUGACCGUCACCAUGUGGCAGCCGUGGCACUUCGCCCAUCAGCUGACGGAAGCACGACCGCAUUUAGCGCACAAAUGAUCAUCUAGGAGGGUCCGAGUAUAAGGAGGUUGUGGACUGUUUGGAUAUCAAAUCCUUCGUCGUCCAGUUGGCGGCCCAAGGAGCCACGCCGUUCCCUUUAAGAUGGGGCUGCUCCAGCAGUAACAGGCUUUAGUUAAUGCCCAGGACCACAUUUUCCCAAAAGGCCCAUAAAUGGGCCUUCGUUCCCAGGCUAGCCCACCACUGGACUCUGGUAGAGAAAGGAACUUAACACCCAUUGGCUUUGCUGAUUGUAAUUCCUGCUCCACACCCCAGCUGCUCACUUCAGGUUAGAGGGUGGUGGGGAGCAUUGCAUCCCCUUGGACCAGUCAUCGCAGGCAGGCCCAGCCAGGAAAAGCUAGAAUUACUUGCAUAUUUAUUCAACAACCUUUUAUCUGAUUGAAUGCAGGCUCUGUAAUCAGACAGCCUGGGUUCAAACCCUGGUUCUGCCACUAACUAGCUGUGUGACCUUAGGCAAAUUACUUAAUCUCUCUGGGCCUUGGUUUUUCUCAUCUAUAAAAUGGGAAUACUAAUAGUACCUACCUCGUGGGGCAGUUGUGACGAUGGAACCAAUUAGCGUAUAUCAAGAGCCUAGGACACUCUCUGGCACAGAGAAGCACCUGAUAAAUGUUAGCAGUUUUUAUUCCUAUGUGCCAGGCUCUGUGCUUGGCCCAGGAGAUGCCACGGUGAACAAAACAGACAUGGUUUUCUCCUGGGGCUUCCGGGGAAAUAGACAUUUAUUAGAUAAUCCCAUGUACGUUGGAGAGGGGCACAGGGUUCUGAGAUUGCAGAAUGGGGCAGGGUGGGCAGGAUAGGCUUUUUCUGAGGAGGGGGCACAUGAACUGGGUCUGAAGAGUGGGGAGGGGUUACCCAGGUGAUGACCAGUAAAGACUGCUCCAGGCAGAAGGAACUGCGCAUGCAAAGACCCUGUGUCAGGGGGAAACAUAAAAGGAGCUAGAAGAGAGCCGGAGCAGAGAACAAGGGGGCAUGUGAAUGAGAUGAGGCCAGGGGUGAGGGGGGUGGUUAAGCAUUGCCAGCCAUGCUGGUGAUUUGAGUCUUUAUUCUAAAAACAAUGGGGAGCCAUUGAAACCUGCAUAGGGAGAGAGUUCCUGCACUUGGAGCAAAGAAGGGGCUUCUGCUCUUAUUCAUUGAGGAAUGGCAUCCUGAAACCUAUGGCAGGUUUUGCUCUUGAGUUUUAGGGUAAAUGGACUCAGGGAGUCAAAGAGGUGAGGCAAUUGGCCUCUGCGUAUAUUGGCAGCCCUACCUGUUUACUCUCAGGCCUUAACUGAGUCCUUCCAUUGUUUUGCACUAAGCAUUCAAAUCUCCAUUUUCCAGAUGAGCCAACCUCAGAGAGCUCAAGUGAAUUCCCUAAAGCCACACACAGAAAAUGUGAAGCAAGGACCCAAUUCUCCUGAUUCUUAGGGCUGUGUUUUCUACCUGGCUGCAUUCAGUGGCCCUACCUGGUAGCUUUUGGCCUGACCACUAACCUGAAGGCCCCAAGAGGACAAGGACAGUGUGUGUCCUGCUUGUGGCUUAUCCCAGUGCCCGGCUCUUGUCAGGGCUCAAUAAAUGUGCCCUGCACUGAGAAAGCCAGCAGUGUAGUCUUAAGGGGACCAGUGUUUCUUUCUGCCCAUCAGUGGGGACCAGGUGGGUCCCUUUUCCAAUCUGGUUCUCCUCAUAGCCAGUGACUCCCAUUUUUCUAGGCCAGGGGUCAGCAAACUGCAGCCUGUGGGACAAAUUCACCUGUUUUUGUAAAUGAAUUCCACCUGUGUUUGUAAAUAAAAUUUUGUUGGGACACAGCCAUGCUCAUUCAUUUACAUAUGGACCACGGCUGUUUCCAUGUUACAACUGCAGACUUGAAUAGUUAUUGACAGAGCCACAAAACUGAAAAGAUUUGCUCUCUGGCCCUUUACAGAAAAAGCUCCCUGAUUCUAUUCUAGGGAAUGCAUUGUUCUCUUGAGAGUUUAGUCUGUGAUAUGAGCAGGUUCCUAAACCCCUCCAGAGAAUCUUCCACGGAGAUCUUCCGUAGUCAGGCUGAGGAGCAUUUGGAGAAGUGAUAUCGUUGGUCCCAUCGCUGUGGCCGGGGGGCAUUGGGAAACCAUGGCUGGCAGCCCCGAAAAACACAAGCUUAGGGGGUGGGAGGAGCUGUCCCCCAAAGACCCCAUAAGGAUAGAAACAGACAAAAGCAGCAGAUUGUCUAGCCAUCCUGAAAUGUAGGGUGUCUGUAAAGUCCUCGUAGAAUUUAAAAUCUGUUUCCUGAUAAUAAAGCUGACAUAUACAUCAUUAUAUACAUUUUUCUAUUUAAAAUUAUAGAAAAGGAAAAUAGGAAGGGCCACUGUCAUGCUUACAGGGCACUGUAAGCUUUUUUUUCAGUCCAUCCUCUAAGCACCCACACCCCUGAAAGUAUGCUGUUUACAUUCUUAUACCCCUGCUUUUACACCUAACAAGGUGUGAGUGCUUUACAGGCAUUCAGCAUAAAGGGGACUUUAACACCUGCGUCUUAUCCCAUUAGGGGACAGGUUUCCAUUGCAUGGGACGUGAAUGUUUCUUCCCAGUGUUUCUUAGGUGAAAUACCAUUGCUUCAAUCUUUGAGGGCAUUCUGGAGUACUUUUCUGGGUUCCGUUUGUGGAAGUGGAAACCUGCUCACUUUGAAUGCUUGCAUCUUACAGGUGUUUAUGUGCCACGAGGUGUGCUGUACUUUUAUGGUCUUCGCACAGGCACCAAGAACCAGUAUCCUCUUAGCAAUAUUUCCUCCUCUGCAAGGCAGAUUUAGCGGCACAAGUCUUCCCUUGACAUAGCUUUACCUGCUGCUAAGUUAUUGCCUUCCCCCUUACAUAGAGCACUUGCUGGUAUAGAGAAGACGCACCAGCACUCAAAUACUCAGCCAGCACGAUCCCAGGCCAGGGGUGGAGGUUGGGGGCUUUUUUCUGUCUCCCUGGACCCUGCGGCUGACUCUGUGUGACCUUGAGAAAGGCACAGCCUUGCUCUGAGUCUCAGCAUCCCCACCUCCAAAGGCUGCUGUGAGCCUACAAGAGGAUAGAUGCACAGCGUCUGGCGCAGAGCAGAGGCCAAGGAAAUGUUAAGCGUUUGUAUUACGAGGCUUUGCAGGUGAGGAAACUGAGGCUCCAGAGAAGUGACUUGCCUAGGUCACGCAGCUUGUAAAACGCCAGUUACGAGGCCCCUGAUCUUGAGAGUGGUCCCUUCCAGGGCACUGCUCCUGGCUGGUUCUCAAAGCUCACAGGGGCAUAAGGGACUGGGGGCUGGACAGUGGCAGAAUUAACUUUUCCCCAGGCUGUGCCCAGAUCUUCUGAGAAGCAGCUUGUAACUGCAUGGGGGUCAGGGAGGAAAGGAGGCGUCUGGGAGAUGCGGGGCUCUGCAUCUGCUUGCUCUAGACCCCCUGGCCAGUACCCCACCCCAGUGCCGCAGGUGAAGCUAACAACCUCUGAUACCCCAUUCAGAAAAGAACAGAUGAUCAGGUCCCCUGGCCCUGUGGCCUGGGAGGGGCUGGUCCCUGCUCUAGGACAACCAACUCAUCCCACUUUGCCUGGAGCUGACCUAGUUUUAGUACUGGAAGUCCCGUAUCCCAGGAGCCCACUCAGUCCCGGGCAGGCCGGGAUGGUCAGUCACGCUCUGUGUAGACUGUCAGCCCAGACAGUCUGGGUCUUGCCUGCUGCAAAGUCAUGGAUGUUCCCCUCUCCACCCUGACAGGUGGGCGAUUGGCCCGCUGGAAGUUCCUAUCAGAGCCACCCUCGUGCCCCUCUGACUUGGCCAUCAGCAUCCUCCCCAGUUCUUGGAGGACCUUCCAUCUUUGGAGGUUUCCUAUUUUAUAGAUAGAGAACUGGGACCUGGAUGGGGGGAAGUCACCCCAGGGUCACACAGGUCCCUGACUCCUGGUCCGCUCACUCUCCUUGACCGCUGCAUCUUAGGGAUCUUGCCAUCGGCUUCACACCUGUGGGUCUGGUGAUGGGCUGUUGUUCAGGAUGCGCUGGGAUUCGGGGUGGACAUCCGGGGCAGAUCCUAGCAGAGAGACUGUCCCGCCCCCAAAGUGCUUGUGAACCCAGGCUAGAAGAGACGUACCUGGAAUGCUUAUGGUCGGGGAGUGGCCUUCCUCUCCUGGGUAAGGCUUUCAGAGUUUCUCAGCCCCUGCCCCGGAGGGCUGGCUACUCCCCCACCUGCUGGGGAGGAGCGGGAAGCUCUGAGUGUCUCCCUUCCUCUUUGGGGACUUCAGUUUCCCUGUCUGUACAGACUGAGUUUUGGGCCCCUUCCAGCUGUAGCUUCCUAAAGUGAUCAAGGUUCUGUCAUGUGAACAACCCACUGGGGCUCUGAUUUUCAGUUUAAAACAACCUGUGUGCAAGGCAGGAUGUGAACCUCUCUCUGCAUGUGUCCUGAGCCCCACCUUGUACAAAGCCACUGACCAGACCCUGGGAGACAGCCCUUCCUCCUUGGCUUCCUUGAGAGUCUGUGCGUUCUCAGGCCUCCCGGCCAUGGCUCCUGCUCUACGCUCUCCUUGGGCUGCUGCUUUCCCCCUGGGCUGCCCGCCCAGCCCACCCCUACUUGUCAUCUCAAGGGCCACUUCUCCUUGGAAGAGUCUCCUGACAAUUCCCGCCCGACCCAGGGUGGGUUAGGGGCCCCUCCCUGGCUCACCCCGGGGUGACGUGACCACACUGUGUCCUAACGGUCUGUUUACCUGUUUACUUGCUGGCUUCCCCACCAUCCUCCUUUGCAUCUGGUCACUCCCUCCCUUCCAGGAUGGGUGCCCUCUCACCUCCACACUCCAUCCCCGUGGAGUAGUGCUGUGGCAUUUCUCAGCUUGGGCCGACCCCUCCCCCACCAACUACCCCUCCCCCGCAAGUUUCCAUGUGGUUCUAGGUGUUUUCAUGGUUACAGGAACCCAAGAGUGGCCUCGGGCUCAGCAGGGCCCUUUCUCCUACUACACACCCAAGCUUGAUCAACUCCCCAAAGCUGCAACAAACAAGGAGGUGUGGGCCGUCACGUGGCCUUGAGUAACCACACUUUUGCUUCCUUCUUUUACACACGGCCGUUGGGGGUUGGAGCGGUCUGAGACCACAGCAGAGGUGCCACAGCCGUGCUUGGCAGCACAGGCUGGGUCCUUGUUACUAAAGCAGAGAAGCCGCUUCUCCUGGGCCCACGAGGCAGCCAUCUCAUGCUCUGCUGAGCACGCUAAGACACAGAGGGGCUGGUGGAGAAGCAAGCGCGCUGAUCCCCAACAUGCUGUUGGAUCCCAGAUGAUGAGAGAGGCUCCCCAUGGGGCAGGACCUGGUGAAGGCAGACCUAGAACCUGGGUCUCUCUGUCUCCGGUCUGGGGCUGCUCUGGCCCCAAAGGAGGAACACAGAAUGGGACCGCGACUUAGUCUGGGGCCUCUGGGCCACCCGUGCUGGAAGCAGGCCCUGUUCAGGGACCUCGGAACCUCCCUGACCUCAUCCCCUUCAGAAGGGGAGGCAGGAUCCCAGCUCUCUGGGCCGUGGGUGCUCCACAGGACGGCCCUGUCUGUGUGUCUGUCAUCCUCAGACUGCCCUGGGGACCAGCGGUCAGGGAGGAAAUGCCCCAUCUGGUGUUCCCGGGGCGUGGAGGGGACGCCCACGGGUGUGAGCAAGGGGGGACUGUGUGUGUGGCCGAGCUUGGCCCCGCCCCUGCCCCUGUCCCCACCCCAAACCCACUUAAUGAAAUCAAGCUGGCCCUGCCGAGGGGAGGAAGGGAGGCGGGAGGAGGCGGGAGGAAAGGGGCGGGGCGGCGGCAGCCCAGAGCCGCGGCCACAGGGCACUGCCACGGACUUGCUCUGCUCCACCUGGCGGGACACCCUGUGUGCAGAGGAACUGGCUCCAGGCAGCAUGGUUUCCGCGGCGGCCCCCAGCCUCACGGCGUCUCUGCUGCUCCUCCUGCGGGUCCUGCCCACGGCGUCCUAUUCCGUGUCCCUGCGGGCCACCUUCCUGGAGGACACGGCGGGCAGCGGGGAGGCCGAGGGCGCGUCGGCCUCCUCCCCGAGCCUCCCUCCGCCCCGGACCCCAGCCCUCAGCCUCACCUCGGUGGGGCCCCAGCUCACGCCCCUGGCGGGCCCCAAGCCCCCCACCAACUUCCUGGACGGCAUCGUGGAUUUCUUCCGCCAGUACGUGAUGCUCAUCGCCGUGGUGGGCUCCCUGGUGUUCCUACUGCUGUUCACCAUCUGUGCCGCUCUUAUCACCCGCCGGAAACACAAAGCCUCUGCCUACUACCCCUCAUCUUUCCCUAAGAAGAAGUACGUGGACCAGAGUGACCGGGCCGGGGGCCCCCGGGCCUUCAGCGAGGUCCCCGACCGUGCCCCUGACGGCCGGCCCGACGAGGCCCGGGAUUCCUCCCAGCAGCUCCAGGCUGACAUCCUCGCCGCCACCCAGAACCUCAAGUCUCCCGCCAGGGUCGCCCCGGGCAUGGGAGACGGGGCCAAGAUGAUGGAGGGCAAGUCGGAGGAAGAGGAGAAGGGCAGCCGGGAGGCGGACCAGGAAGCCCAGGGACACGGGGUCCCGGCAGAGAAAGCAGAGGCGCCGCCAGAGGAGCCCUGCUCGGCGCAGGCGGAUGGGGCUCUGGCAGCUGCUGAAGGUCAAGGGGAGCCAGAAGCAGCUCCCUCAUUAGCCCUCGGAGCUGGGGGCCCAGCUGGUUCCCUCGAAAACCCCUGUGCUUGCGGCAGUGUCCCCCCCAGCAUCUAACAGGCCUCUAGGGCUGCCGGCCCUGAUUGUCGGACCCCUGGUGGUCACCUCCUUGGGCACAGAAAGGUCCUCGGCCCUUACCGUGCUCUGACACCCCCUACUCGGCCACUCCCCGCGGCAAAUCCCGGCACGUCUGAUCCUCCUGCAGCAGGCAGAGAUGCUGGUCUCUGUUCCACCCUCAGGAAUCUCAUCCACUUCGAGAACAUUUGUCCCCGCAGCCCCAAGGCCUACAUCCCAAAGUACAGCUCCUCUGGGGAGACGGAGCUGAGGAUGUGUCCCUGUCACAGCCACGUCCGCUGGGAAACAUAUGUCUCAGGUCCCUUGUGACAAUGCAAACGUCGCCGCUUUCCAUCGAGGUAGGAAAGAGAAACAGGAUAACUAGGAGGUUUGGAAGAGGUUGAACAGAUGGGAGAUGCAGAGGUGCCUGGGGUUGAAGCAGGGAGAGGUGCCGCAGAAGAUCAGUCAGGAGGCUUCCGUGAGGGGUCCUGCACCGAUCACGACAGGUUCCUAAGUGAGCAUUUCCCAAACUGGGUUCCCUGGAAGAAAGAUUUUGAGGUCCAGUGAAUGAAUUGAGGAAACAUUGCUUCUCUGCUCUGCGUACCCCCCUUGGAGCCCCCCAAGGCUCUGACAAGUCCCGCAGUAAAGGUGCCCAUGGAAUCUGAUUUCGCUUAGCCUUUCCCAAAAAGCUUUUGGCCGCGGAGUACUUUUGUUUUUGUUUUACAGCUACAGAGUAAAAUCCUGAAGAGAACACUCUGGAAGUUACAGCUCCAGGUGUGCUCCAGGGCGCCCCCUCCCCAGUUCCUGGUGGGUCCGGGGUGAAGGCUGUGGAGGUGGAGGCUCGGCCUCUCAGGGGCUGCCUCUCAUCCUGCUACUGCUGUGGGCAUGGGGCAAAUGAAUUGAACUUUCUUGCCAGGGCCCCAGAGCAACCUAGAAGUGGUGGGGGGCAGGGCUGUGUGUGAGGGGACCCCACUCUGGGGGAAUCUGAGGGGAUCAGGGAGGGUUUCCAACAGGCUGGAGCAGGGGAACCCUGACCCCCUGCCCUUCACACACACACACGCACACACACACACACACACACACACACACACACACACACACACACACAUCUGGCAGCCUGUGCCCAUAGCGUUCUUUAGUUUUCGACAAGGGAGCCUGAGCUCCGUCCUGAUUUGGGGAGGCUCUGGGCGGGGGGGUUCCUCUUCCCCAUCCCUCCGUCCCCCCUCCCCCCAACCUCUGCACAACUCUCCAGGUGCUAGGAUAUAACAAACUAGCACAAUAAACCUUUAU
This is a messenger RNA of Lagenorhynchus albirostris (white-beaked dolphin), 8515 nucleotides long. RefSeq names its product transmembrane protein 119 (gene TMEM119). Gene Ontology annotation, cellular component: plasma membrane. The record is from RefSeq and is a predicted model, not a curated record. Gene Ontology annotation, biological process: positive regulation of bone mineralization; positive regulation of osteoblast differentiation; positive regulation of osteoblast proliferation. The transcript has 5 exons. Bases 5795 to 7228 code for a protein of 477 amino acids. NCBI's taxonomy places the organism in Eukaryota, Metazoa, Chordata, Mammalia, Artiodactyla, Delphinidae.